AAAGAAUUCCCAUAAAAUAGAAUUGACUUUUACAAUAUUCCGCAUAAUCUUUUGAGGAAUUUAAGAUCUUUUGAUCAUAUGAUCCUUAACCAUCGGCGAUUCUCAGCCUUCAAUUCCUCAAACUCCCCAAAACUGUGGAUUCGCUCUCCAUGGCCAAACCCCUCUCUGUACUUUAUCCGUUUCACUGCACAUUUACGCCGCUGUUUGUUGCUAGUUGACAUGCCUCCGCCGCAGACGCCGCGACCGACGCCGCCAUCAGCUCCGCCGCAGCACCACCUUCUCAGGAAGCCCGCCUUUGUCCCUGACUUCAUCUUCACCGCUCUCUCUGUCUUCAUUCUCCUCUCUCCUUCAAAUCCAGCUAACAACAUUCUCCAGAAGCUUUCCCCACUCGUUUCUUUCCCUCUCAACCCUCGCAGGUUCCUCAAAAUCCCCACCAUGUCCCUGCCCUCAUCGAAUCGUCUCAGAAACCCUAACCUCCCCUUCCCGAACCCGCAGUCCCUUUCCGAUUGGCUGAAGCCGCGUUUGCCCUCCGAUUCUUUCGCUUCUUGGGGCGUCAAGCCCGGCACCAAGAACGUUAACAACCUCUGGCUCGAGAUCUCCGAGGGCGAAACCUCGUUGGCUGACUCCACGCCUCCUAUCCGCACCGUGGAAGUCGUGGUCGUCCGGGUCAUCGGGAAAGACAACAAAGUCCUCGUCGAAUCGCACCAGGAAUUGUCGAACGGUAAUGUUCGGAACCGGUCCCGACCCUUAUCGGAGAAAAUGAAACCCGGCGAGACUGUCGAUUCUGCAGUUUUCCGGGCAAUCAAAGAAGAGCUCGGGUCCAUAAUUGCCGGAAAUUCUGAGCUUAAUAGCAUUGUGAGAAUUGUGCCCAAUUCUUAUGUAAAGAAGGUGGAGGAGAGGGUUUCAGCUUCCUACCCGGGAUUGCCCGCUUGCUAUGUUCUGCACACCAUAGAUGCCACAGUGGAAGGUCUCCCUGAAGGGGAAUUCUGCACGGAAGAGUCUGAAGAAUAUGAGGGUUUUGAUGAUAAAGGAGUUGCAGCAGGAGCAGUUUCGUGUAAAAAGCAUUACUGGAAAUGGGUUGAUUCAUAUUCAGUUUGAUGCUCACUGACGAGGGUUGGUGAGUUUGUUGUGACUCUCCUUCCAAGAUUGAAUUUUGGACGACAUUUAUAGUUAGUGGUUCAGAGUUUCACUGAGUAUAUAUGCCAAUAUGUGCUUUCUCUAUUGUCUUUUCUGGGCUUGUGAAGUUGUCUGAGCAAACAUGAUAUACUCUAUACUUGUAAUGUCUAUAUACUUGCACCUUAAAUGAAAUCAAGAUUUGUUUUUGUUCCACUUUCAA
Ipomoea nil (Japanese morning glory) is the source of this 1336-nucleotide messenger RNA. RefSeq lists its product as uncharacterized. NCBI's taxonomy places the organism in Eukaryota, Viridiplantae, Streptophyta, Magnoliopsida, Solanales, Convolvulaceae. The record is from RefSeq and is a predicted model, not a curated record. The transcript has a single exon. Bases 79 to 1098 code for a protein of 339 amino acids.